Molecule: messenger RNA, 1169 nt
Organism: Mytilus trossulus (common blue mussel)
Lineage: Eukaryota; Metazoa; Mollusca; Bivalvia; Mytilida; Mytilidae
Product: putative nuclease HARBI1
Exons: 3
Coding region: 123-1151 (342 amino acids)
Source: RefSeq, a predicted model, not a curated record
UUAAUCGAGUGAUUAGUUUGUUGUUCAACUUGUGAUUAACUUUAAUCACUUGAUUAAAUUGUAAUUAAACUAAAACACCUAUAAUUGCUGCGUUAAAUAUUAAUCACCUCAUUAAAUUCAAAAUGGUGGAUGUUGUCCAAUGGAAUUUAGGACCUUUGCCUAGAAAAGAAAGAGUUUUUAGGGGCCAAGACCCUCUACAAAUGAAUUUUUCUGAUGAGCAGUUACGCCAAAGAUUUAGGUUUGGAAGGGAAAGCAUAGAGUUCAUUUCAGACUUGCUUAGAGAUGACCUACAAAGUGCAACUGCAAGGUGCACAGCACUGAGUGUUGAGGAGCAGGUUAUGAUGUCUCUUCGUUUUUUUGCCAGUGGUUCACAUCUUCACGUUAUAGGUGACACUAUGGGCCAUGACAAAGCUACUGUGUCCCGGGUGUUAACUAAAUUUACUGAUGCAUUAAUUGCAAAGAGGGACCAGUUCAUCAAAUGGCCAUGUACGCCGGAUAAGUUGAGUGAAGCUAAAAAUGGUUUCUUUGAAAAAGCAGGCUUCCCCAAUGUUAUUGGCUGUGUAGAUGGAACACAUGUACGAAUUCAAGCCCCCGCAGAUGAUGAACCAAGCUUUGUUAAUCGCAAAGGCUUUCACAGUGUGAAUGUGCAAGGGAUUUGUGACCAUAAUUGUCUCUUUACAAAUGUAAGUGCAAACUGGCCAGGGUCAUGUCAUGACGCCCAUGUAUUUAAAACAUCUGCAGUUGGAAUUCAUCUGCAGAAUCAGUAUACCAGUAUCGAGCAAGGUGCUGUAUUAGGAGACAGUGGUUACCCAUGUCGUCCAUUUCUGCUAACACCAUUUAGGCAACCAAUAGAACAGAAAGAACAAAACUUUAAUAAAGCUCAUAUAUCAACAAGAUGCACAAUUGAGAGAACAUUUGGAAUUUGGAAACAAAGAUUUCGACUUCUAAAAACUGGUAUUAGAAUGAGACCAGACCGAGCAUGUAAAUUUAUUGUAGCGUGUGCGAUUCUACACAAUAUAGCCAUGAUGCUGAAAGAACCGAUUAUAGCUAAUGAUGAUAUUCCAGAGGAACAACCAAUGAUACAACCAUACAUUGGACAACAAGAUGGUCGAGGAAUAAGGAACCACUAUGCAACAAAUUUUUUCUCAUAAUAAAAAAAUUAGUUGAGA